This is a messenger RNA of Aspergillus welwitschiae, 288 nucleotides long. RefSeq lists its product as uncharacterized. Lineage: Eukaryota; Fungi; Ascomycota; Eurotiomycetes; Eurotiales; Aspergillaceae. The transcript has 2 exons. The record is from RefSeq and is a predicted model, not a curated record. Bases 1 to 288 code for a protein of 95 amino acids.
AUGGCGGCCUUCAGGCGCGCGAUCCGCCAGUUCCGUGUGGCUGCUGCAGAGGUGGUCAGUAGCAGCCCGCGACCCACUGUGUCUUCGUGCGCGUCUGAGACUCUCAUUCGGACGUCGUUGAGACGAUACCGUGCCCUGCUACGAUGGGUCGUGGUGAUCGAAGAACGCACUGAAGCUGGGUGCGCUGUUUGUCUGAAAGUCGCUGACGAGACCGGUCUGGCAAUUGACAAGGGAGCCCAAGCCCUUGCACAUUCCGCCUGCAAAGAUGAUGAAGCUAUAAUUAAUUAG